CUGGACACUCCAAGCAGUGCCUUGAAGACUUGGGUCUUGGAAUGUCUUGGGUUUACCUUCAGCUUCUUCCUGUUCCGAGCUUCGUUCUUCUUUCCAAGAGAAAAUCCGGAACCGAGCUCCGACACUUCGGCAGGGGUCAAUCCGUCAACCGGUGUUCAGGGCCUGAGAAGUCGACCUGAACCCCGCAACCGCAACCUGAGCGGGGGGAUCCGGAGUUUCUGAAACGCAAAAUUGAAACACGUGACGGCUCGUUGGACAGGUUGUGAAGACAUUCUUUUCCGCGAGCUGAGGUUCGGCUCAAGGAAGCUGCUUAACCAUGGCAAGCAAGAAGAGCAAUCACAACAGAUCCAAGCAGUUGAACCCCCAGCAUCCUACAUACUGGAAGUCGUGUGGCCAGGCACGACCUUCUAACUUUGCAGACGUGUCAGCCUACACCCAGCAGCGAGGCUUGCGAGAGGCACAGAUCUGUGCAGCAUCCCACGAAUCUAGGGCAGAGCAGGCGCUGUUGGCGGAGGACCGAAACAAGGCCCGAGAACUCUUGCAAGUUGUUUGUCCAAAAGCUCCGGUAAUGCUUGGCGGCUCCAGACACAAGAAGACGCACUUGCGAGGUGCAGAUCAAGACACGAAAGUGCUGCAGCAGCAGGCAAAGACCCAAGAGCAGCACGAGAAGAUCACCCAGCUGUUGCCUGAGUAUGGCUUCCGGGACCUAGAUCCGAGCAAUCCAAGGAUCCACAAAAUCAAAAGGAAAGGUCCACCUAUGGAUGUGGUCUUUCAGAAUACGAAUCAGCGCUUCUUCACAUCAGGCCGUCCGAAGAAUCCCUGUUCACACAACCCAGAGCUGCAAAAAGCUGUGAGGGAGGUGAAAUUGUCAGCACGAGAAAGGGGAGUGGCUCUGAGGGGCCAUGACAUUCAGCAGUGUUGCAUAGAGCAGCAGCAGACGAAGAAGCACCAGGACUUCUUAGAAGUAGCGGAAGGAGCCAAAUCCAGGUUGAUGGCCUGAUCGCAGAGGCAUCCUGCAUGAGUGCAAAAGUCUUGCGGUUCUCCAUGAGUUUGCGUGAUUUCUGCGGCAGAGCUUAGCGAAACGACACAACCGCAGGGUCA
Durusdinium trenchii is the source of this 1101-nucleotide messenger RNA. Lineage: Eukaryota; Dinophyceae; Suessiales; Symbiodiniaceae. The record is from the annotation of a GenBank genome assembly.